This is a messenger RNA of Brachypodium distachyon (stiff brome), 1667 nucleotides long. RefSeq names its product RNA pseudouridine synthase 5. Lineage: Eukaryota; Viridiplantae; Streptophyta; Magnoliopsida; Poales; Poaceae. Gene Ontology annotation, molecular function: RNA binding; pseudouridine synthase activity. The transcript is spliced from 14 exons. The record is from RefSeq and is a predicted model, not a curated record. The coding region runs from base 88 to 1260 and encodes 390 amino acids. Gene Ontology annotation, biological process: pseudouridine synthesis.
GGAUAUCAUAAAAAAUCCCAAAAACCUAGUGGACUAACAGGUAAUCGUAGUCUUGAAGAAGUUCUUUUCACCCGACGGCGCGACACGAUGGCCGCCGCCGCCGGAGAAGCUCCACUGUCGCAGGCGAUCUACUCCUUCGGGAAGCCAUGGCCAGAGCUCAACGAAGGCCUCUCCUACACCGACACGUUCCGUUGCGCUGGUCCUGCUGCGGACACCAGCACCACCUUGAUCGAGUUCUACUCUGACAACUACAAGAGUUCUGCGCCAUUGCCAGGGUGGAUUCAUAGGAUUCGUAAUGGCCAGAUAACAGUUGAUGGUCAAGUUGUUAUUGACCCAGAAAUGAUUCUCAGGGAAGGUUCUAAAUUAGUAUAUCAUCGCCUCGCAUGGCAGGAGCCACUUGCACCACAUAUGCUUCAAGUGCUUUAUGAAGAUGAUGACAUAGUCGCCCUUAAUAAGCCUUCCGGUUUGCAAGUUCUGCCUAAAGGACUCUUCCAGCAGCGUACUGUUCUAGCACAACUUCAAUGGAAAGAGUGGAAGAUGCCCCUAUCAAGCUGCUCGAAGAGAAAAAAUGUGCAAUCACAUCCUGUACCUGUUCAUCGAUUAGGAAGGGGCACAUCAGGUCUACUACUUUGUGCCAAGACAAAGCUUGCCAAAGUUCGACUUGCAUCUUAUUUUGCAGAAGGCACUAUAAAUGCUGGAAACAAAAGGGAUGAAACAGAGGAUAGCAGAGAACGGAAAGUUUCAAAAUUCUAUCGAGCGUUAGUAACUGGGAUACUUGAAAAUGAUGAGGACGUGGUUACUCAACCCAUAGGAUUAGUUCAUUAUCCCGGAGUUUCAGAGGGACUUUAUGUGGCAUGUUCCUCAGGGAAGCAGGCAGUGAGUAAAGUGUGUGUUCUAGAGAGACUUGCACACGAAAAUCAAACGUUGGUCCAGGUCGAAAUUCAUUCAGGACGGCCCCACCAAAUUCGGAUACACCUUGGGUACAUUGGACACCCUCUUGUUGAUGACCCUCUCUAUGGUAUUGGUGGGCAGCCUAAAUUUGCUGACCUGGAACAUAGUUGUCCUGAUGUUUCUUUUGCAUAUGACGGAGGUUAUGAGAGACCUUUACAGCCUGUUCCUGGAGACUGUGGGUAUCACUUACAUGCGCAUUGGCUGGUCCUUUGUCAUCCAAGUACAGAGAAGAUGGUGAAAAUCACAGCUCCUCUGCCACGAAUCCUACAGACUCGAGAGGAACGGUGCGCUAAGCAAGUUGAUAGUUGAGCUCAUAAAUUUUCGUAUGAAAAUAUUUGUAAAGAGGGGCAAUCAGGCAGAGUUCACAGGGUCUAUCUGUAUACCGGUAUACCCCAUGUUUUGCAAGCCCAUGGAGAUGGAGGCCAAUGCAAACUAGCUAGAGACUCUUCAGUAGAUGGUAGUAGAGUGCAUACGGCAUACCAGCAUAUGAGGUGUAGGCGACCAGGCGUGUAGCUCAGUGUCUGUCUGAGGUUUUGCGUGGCUAGCGUAGUGGAGGAUACAAACAUGGUACGCCAUUGUUGAGUUUAAAUGGUCAUUGUACGCUUCUGCCGAAAAACUAAGAUGAACCCUUUUUUUUCAUGAAAAAGGAAGAAUGUGAACUGCUAUCUCUGCCUUGAAGAUGCACAAAGCCAAAUCAUAAGGAGUAAUUUGUUGUA